This is a messenger RNA of Lachancea sp. 'fantastica', 786 nucleotides long. NCBI's taxonomy places the organism in Eukaryota, Fungi, Ascomycota, Saccharomycetes, Saccharomycetales, Saccharomycetaceae. The record is from the annotation of a GenBank genome assembly.
AUGAAGCUCCAACAGAAUGCAGUGAAUGUGCUCGAGCGAACUUCUUCCUAUUUGAAAGCAGGUCUUUUGACGAAAACUCCAGCUUGGUACGAUGUUGUGGCCCGUGUCCCACCGUCCAAAAGAUUUGUUCGUGAGCCUCGCCUGGUGAAUCCCGCUACUGAAGGGCCAACCUCACAGUUACCAGAACACGAAGAAGUGUACGACCCUGCGUUAGGAAUCCAUAAAACAAGAGCUAGUCGAGCUGAUAAAAAAAGUCUAGCCAAUAAACUGUACAAAGCUCCAAAACUGAAAUACGCAGAAGACGAGCUGCGCGAAUUAUUCUACCAACAGCACCCAUGGGAACGGUCGAGGCCAAAAAUGCUGGUGGAAAAUACAGGAACUCGGACUUACCAGUGGGACACUUUGCAACAAUUGGGCAAGCCCUUGGACGGAGAAAGCGUAGUUCAAAGAACAUUGCAUUUGCUCAAGACCAAAGAGCAACCGGAGUUGCUGGCUGCUUACGACCAAGCCAGAUUCGAAUUCUACCGUCUAAGGAUACAAGAGGAGGUACAAAGUCAGGUUGCUCAGGAAGAAGCAGAGAUGUUUGGAAGCGUAUUUGGACCAUCUGCCAUCGAAUUUGGGGUUCAACGCGAGCAAAAAAUUAUCGACGUUUGGAAACAAAAGGCAAUCGAUCAAUCGGAACUCAUGUCAGCGCGAAAUUCGAACCCGGCCGAAUCCUGGUCGAGUUCUACGGCGGACGCUGAAUCGGAGACGAAAACCCAAGAAACUCAAGAGGUACAAUUGUGA